Molecule: messenger RNA, 408 nt
Organism: Priapulus caudatus
Lineage: Eukaryota; Metazoa; Priapulida; Priapulimorpha; Priapulimorphida; Priapulidae
Product: trophoblast glycoprotein-like
Exons: 2
Coding region: 1-408 (135 amino acids)
Cellular component (GO): extracellular matrix
Molecular function (GO): protein binding
Source: RefSeq, a predicted model, not a curated record
AUGAUAGGUUAUACUUUGCUCAAGCUUUCUGUCACCACGACUGCAGUGAAGCGACGCGCGUUCUCCUGGAUGGAAAAGUUCCCAUUGAGAAGUUCACAUGCACUGAUGGUGCAGUUUGAGGGCGCUUUUGACGGACUAAGCUCGCUGAAAACUCUCGACAUCAGUAACAACGACAUUGGCGGCGAACUUCCUGCAGAAAUAUUCCGGAAUCUAGCCACGCUGCAGUCGCUUCAUAUCAAUCACAUUCAGCUGAAGAAGCUCCUCGGGGACGUCUUCGUUGACCAGAGAAACCUGCGCGCCCUCUGGCUGGUCAACAACUCAUUUAGCAGCGUCGACGACUUCUUGCCGAGCCUGAGAGCGCUGCCGCGGCUGGAGACGCUAGAGAUUAGUCAGAAUCCGAUACAGUAA